This is a messenger RNA of Clupea harengus (Atlantic herring), 3185 nucleotides long. RefSeq names its product leucine-rich repeat and fibronectin type III domain-containing protein 1-like protein. Gene Ontology annotation, molecular function: protein binding. The record is from RefSeq and is a predicted model, not a curated record. Lineage: Eukaryota; Metazoa; Chordata; Actinopteri; Clupeiformes; Clupeidae.
AUAUCCGUGAUGGGGCUCCUCUUCCUCUGCCUGGUCCUGUUGGCGGCGCCGGCCGCCUCCAUGCUGUGCCCCAAGCGCUGCACCUGCCAGAACCUGAUGCCCUCCUACACGGUGCUGUGUGCCAAGACGGGUCUGCUCUUCGUGCCGCCCAACAUCGACCGCCGCACCGCCGAGCUGCGCCUCAUGGACAACUUCAUCACCACGCUCCGCCACCGCGACUUCGCCAACAUGAGCAGCCUCAUCCACCUCACGCUCUCGCGCAACACCAUCAGCCAGAUCCGCCCCUACGCCUUCGCCGACCUGCAGGACCUCCACGCCCUCCACCUCGACGCCAACCGGCUCACCGCGCUGGACGACACGCACCUGCAAGGCCUGGUCAACCUGCGCCACCUCAUCCUGGCCAACAACCAGCUGCACAGCAUCUCGCACAGCGCCUUUCAGGACUUCCUGGAGACGCUGGAGGACCUGGACCUGUCUUACAACAACCUGGUGGACGUGCCCUGGGACACCAUGGGCAUGCUGGUGAGCGUCAACACGCUCAGCCUGGACCACAACCUCAUCGAGUUCGUGCCCGAGGGCAUCUUCUCCAACAUGCACAAGCUGGCGCGUCUGGACAUGACGUCCAACAAGCUGAAGAAGAUCCCGCCCGACCCGCUCUUCCUCAGGAUCCCUGUCUACACCAAGCUGAAGGGCUCGCCGCUCACGUCACUGGUGCUGAGCUUCGGCGGGAACCCGCUGCACUGCAACUGCGAGCUGGUGUGGCUGCGCCGGCUGACGCGCGAGGACGACCUGGAGACGUGCGCCUCGCCCCGCGAGCUCGCCGGCAAGUACUUCUGGACCAUCAAGGAGGAGGAGUUCACGUGCGAGCCGCCCAUGAUCACGCGCCACAGCCCCAAGACCUUCGUCAUGGAGGGCCAGCGCGUGAGCCUGCGCUGCAAGCCCGUGGGCGAUCCGGAACCUUCCACGCACUGGAUCAGCCCCGACGGCAAGGUGAUCGGCAACACCUCGCGCACCACCUGCUACGAGAACGGCACGCUGGACAUCCACACCACCACCGGCAAGGACUCGGGCAUGUUCACCUGCAUCGCCUCGAACGCGGCGGGCGAAGCCACCGAGAAGGUGGAGCUGGUCGUCAACCCGUCCCCGCACUACGACCCCAAGCUGGACCCGGAGCCGGGCCCGUCCGACAUGCCCACCUCCAUCAAGUCCAACGCCAGCGGCGGCCACCACAAGAUGGACCACCAGCGGGUCAUCGUGUCCGAGCUCUCCUCGUCCUCGGUCACCAUCCACUGGCCGCCUCAGAGCCACAUUCCCGGCGUGAGGAUGUACCAGAUUCAGUACAACAGCUCCACGGAUGAUAUCCUCAUUUACAGGAUGAUCCCUGCUUCUCAUAAGCUCUUCCAGCUGAGUGACCUGGCGUCGGCGCGGGACUACGACCUGUGCGUGCUGGCGGUGUACGACGACGGCGUCACCACUCUGACCGCCACCCGUCUGGUGGGCUGCGUGGCCUUCUCCACCGAGCGCGACUACCACCAGUGCCGCUCGCUCCACGACCAGUUCCUGGGCGGCACCAUGAUCAUCAUCAUCGGCGGCAUCAUCGUGGCCUCCGUGCUCGUCUUCAUCUUCAUCCUCCUGAUGAAGUACAAGCUGCACAGCAACCACUACAAGCAGAAGGCCGCGCGCGUCAGCAACGUCUGCUCCCAGACCAACGGGGGCCAGGCGGCCGGGAGCGUGACCGCGGGCGGCGGGGGAGGAGGGGGCGGCGGAGGAGGAGGAGGGCCCCAGGCCGGCGUGGCCCCCGGGGCCAGUGUGGGGGGGAAGCUCCAGGGGCCCCUGGCGGACAGGCACGAGCCCCAGGAGGGGGGCUGCUACGGAGCCCUGAAAGGCACCACGGUGGUGGACUUGAACCCGGAGUACCGGAAGACGGUGAAGGACGACGAUGCCAUCUCGCAAUAACACAGGCAUUCGUCUCUGUCUGGAAUCUAAACUCCCACUGCCUGGCUAGACACACAACGGAUGCCAGUCCACCACGACGACGUACCAGAGCCUGGCCGCCGGGGGUCAGACACCGCAUUCUUCUGGAGUCAGUCCGUCCUUUAUGCAACCAUACCCAGGAUCCACGGAGGAAAGUUCACAGCUCGGGGGGGGGGGGCGGCACCUGGAGGACUGCUGGGGAAACAAACAAAGACACACACACAAAAAAAAAAAUAGAAAAAAAUGAAAUAAAACAAACAAUGACCCCGCAGGACAGACACAUAGCAAGGCAGUGACAUUUGCAGUGUGGUGUUUCGGUGUGAAAAAAUGUCAGUCAUGCCCAUACUUUUCUUUUUCUUGUAACAUUUUUCAACAUCACAAAUGAGAGGCCAUUGGUCUGAACAUUUUGCCCCCUGGCUCCUGGGUAACGGACUUCUUGACAAAGCUCCAGGAUUUUCUUCCCUUUCACACAAUGGUCACAUGCCAAAGGAAUUACAAAAAAUUGGGACGCACAUACUGCGUUCCUUAAAGGACCGAGGAUUUAGACAUAUUAGCACCCUCUUUUUCAUACCGUCACAGCAACAAUACCGAACAUUUUUAUUUGUCCUUUUAUGAACCCCCGGGGCACUUUAUGAUCUCUUGUUUUUUAUUUUCUUAAUUCUCUCUCUGUCUCUAUACAUCUAUUCUGGGUUUCACUGUCUUUCUCUCUGUCUCUUUCCGUCUUUUGGAGAUCUGAACAUGGUGUACUUGUAAAGAAGAUGAGGGAGUGAAUUCCAAAACUCUCUGCUGCCCCCUAGAGGUGGGAGUACACAGGCACUGGCCUUGACUUCAAAGAGACUCUGGGGAACUUCUCGGGAUCUUUGGUUGAGGAUUACUAUGAUCGAUCCAGACUGGAUGGUAAUGAAAGGUGGCUGUGUUUGGAAUAACUGACAGGAGCUUUUCACAGACCAUGAAUAUAGACCAUGUUGAAAGCUCUGCUGGCUAAGAAAAAAAAAGUGUGAGAUAUAAAAAGGUACUUUUUUAUUUUAUUUCCACUCUACUCCAGUUGACUGUGUACGUGAUUGUAUGUGAGGUACACCUUCUGUCAUUUCUGAUUUGAUAACCAUUUUUUUGUUGAAUUAUUAAAUAAUAAUAACAAAUGGAGAUGGAAUUUUAUGCUUUCAUAGGUACAAUAUGUGGAUUUAUAAAGAAAUAAAGUAUUUUUCUUCAAG